UCAACAGAUUCAAGGAAAUAUUUCAAACCUAAAUUUUUUAGAUUGAAAAUCUAUAAACAGGAUUUGCAUGGACCAUCUUUCUCAUUAAUACGAACAUGGCAGCCCUCAAAAUCACCAAAAAGCACCACAAACAUUUUAAUAACCCAUUUCCGUCAAGCCCAACAGUCCUACCUUCCAUUCAAGGAACUCUAUCUUUCAAUUCCCAAAAAGUGCCUUCACACCAGAUAUUCUCAAUUGGGAAGGACUUCCAGCUUCUAUGGAGCUCCAAAGAUGGUGGUCUUCUCUCCAUUUCUCAUCACUCAUGUCCUUCUAGGCCCAUAUGGUCUACCAUGCCCGGCCAAGCCUUUGUGUCUGCAGCUUUGGUUGAAACAGAGGUGGAGGAAAGCAGGGGUUCCUUUGCUGUCAAAGAUGGAGAUGUUCAUUUGGUUUGUAACCACCAAACCAUAGAGGAAAUAAGAUUGAUUGAUCAGUUUGAUCCUUCUUUAGAGCCUAAAUGCCAAGAUUCUCCAUCUGGGCAUCCGGGGCUUGAGCAGAAAAAAUAUAUGAAUGGUACCCAAUUCCCCAUUUUGCUAAUAACUGGUUGGGUUUUCAGCAUGAAGAAAAAGAAAAGGCAGUUUCAAAAAGACGGAAUUCGUGCAGAAAUACAAUUUGAGACAAAGGAUCCUUCUACUCGUGCAAGGUAUUGGUUACUAUUCGAUCAGAAAAACAACAAUCAGGUUGGUUUCCAAGUGAUGCUUGGGCAACCAAACUUUAAGCUACGCCAAAAAGCCUCUUCAACAGCUUCAGGAAGAUACCGGGGUUUUAGGCGGAGGCUAGGACGGAUAAAGAAACGGAGGCUUGGUUUCUGUUGGUACACUUCAAGGCCGAGAGGGUACGUCACAGUUUCCUCAGCAGAGAAGGAAAUACAAGACAAGAGAGUUGAAGAAUCCACGCAAUUCAACAGGGUAUGUUUGACCUAUUCAAGUGAAGCAAAUGAGAGAUUCUACGGUUUUGGGGAGCAGUUCUCACAUCUGGAUUUCAAAGGCAAAAGGGUACCUAUUUUUGUUCAAGAACAAGGCAUCGGAAGAGGGGAUCAACCUAUUACUUUUGCAGCUAACUUGGUUAGCUAUAGGGCUGGGGGUGAUUGGAGUACAACUUAUGCUCCUUCUCCAUUCUAUAUGACAUCAAAGAUGCGAUCUCUCUAUCUCGAAGGAUAUGAUUAUUCCGUUUUCGAUCUAACAAUGAAUGACAGAGUUCAGAUUCAGAUGCACGGGUCUUCAGUUCAAGGACGGAUUUUGCACGGGAACUCACCUUCUGAGCUCAUUGAACAUUUUACAGAAACCAUUGGGAGGCCUCCUGAGCUUCCUGAGUGGAUAAUAUCUGGUGCGGUGGUUGGAAUGCAAGGUGGCACAGAAACCGUUCGCCAUAUUUGGAAUAAGCUGAAGACCUACAAUGUUCCCAUUUCAGCUUUUUGGCUUCAGGAUUGGGUAGGGCAGAGGGAGACAUUGAUUGGAUCGCAACUGUGGUGGAAUUGGGAAGUGGAUACAAAAAGGUAUUAUGGAUGGCAGCAACUGGUUCAAGAUCUCAGUGCUCGGCAUAUCAAAGUGCUGACAUACUGCAAUCCUUGUCUAGCUCCAACUCAUGAGAAACCAAACAAAAGGAGAAACCAUUUUGAGGAGGCAAAGAGUUUGGACAUCUUAGUCAAAGAUAAGCAUGGACAACCAUACAUGGUUCCAAAUACAGCUUUUGAUGUUGGAAUGUUGGAUUUGACGCACCCAAAGACCGCUGGUUGGUUCAAACAGAUUUUACAAGAAAUGGUGGAUGAUGGAGUUAGAGGAUGGAUGGCUGAUUUUGGUGAAGGCCUGCCUGUGGAUGCCACCCUCUAUUCAGGUGAAGAUCCAAUUUCUGCACAUAAUAGGUACCCUGAGCUAUGGGCCCAAAUAAACAGAGAGUUUGUGGAAGAAUGGAAAAGCAACUGUGUGGGUAAGGUGAAAGAAGACCCACAAGAGGCGCUAGUUUUCUUCAUGAGAGCUGGGUUCAGAAAUAGUCCCAAAUGGGGGAUGCUAUUUUGGGAAGGAGACCAAAUGGUAAGUUGGCAGGCUAAUGAUGGGAUAAAGAGUGCGGUUACUGGCCUACUCAGCAGUGGACUUUCAGGAUAUGCUUUUAACCACAGUGAUAUUGGGGGCUACUGUGCAGUAAACUUGCCUUUUAUUAAGUACAGAAGAAGUGAAGAGUUGCUCUUGCGUUGGAUGGAGCUAAAUGCUUUCACCACCGUCUUCCGGACCCAUGAAGGGAACAAGCCAUCCUGCAACAGCCAAUUUUACUCAAACCACCAAACUUUAUCUCAAUUUGCUCGCUUUGCUGAGGUGUAUAGAGCAUGGAAGUUUUACAGAAUCCAACUUGUAAAGGAAGCUGCUCAAAAGGGCCUUCCAGUUUGCCGCCACCUAUUUCUCCACUACCCAGAAGAUGAACAUGUGCAUAGCUUGAGCUACCAGCAAUUCUUGGUUGGCACUGAGAUCCUAGUGGCGCCUGUCCUAGACAAAGGCAAGAAGAAUGUAAAGGUCUAUUUUCCUGUGGGGGAAAGUUGUGAUUGGCAACAUAUAUGGACGGGGAAACUAUAUAGAGGGCAAGGUUGUGAAGCUUGGGUAGAAGCUCCAAUUGGUUACCCUGCAGUAUUUGUAAAGACUGGCUCCACCAUCGGAGAAACCUUCGUAAAAAAUCUGAGAGAUUUCAACAUUCUGUAGCAUAGCAGUCCUCAACGAGGGCGACACUAAUUAUUCAUCAUUGGCUGUUUAUCCAGUUUUGGACACUCUCAAUUCAUCCACAAAUAACCUAUAUCAUACCUACAGAUAACAGGCUGAAUGCUACAGUUUUUGCUCGAGGAUAAAGUACAUCUCAGUUCCAAUUUAAUUAAUAUUAAGUUAGCAUGAGUGAAACUGGAACUAGUAUAAGCAAAUGACUUGCAUUCUUUCAAGUUCAUACCUUCAUUCUGGAGGCUCUUCCUAUAUAGACAGCAAUACAACUUUUUUCAGGAACUGCCCCGAUUGUAUUUCAGCUGUUGGAGCAAAAAAGCAAGUGGGCGGAAUUGCCAAAUUUCCCCCUAAAACAGGAAGUAUUCGAGGAUUCAAAAGUGGCACUUACCAACGAAACCAAACUCCAGAGAC
Messenger RNA from Juglans regia (Persian walnut), 3143 nucleotides. RefSeq names its product sulfoquinovosidase-like. NCBI's taxonomy places the organism in Eukaryota, Viridiplantae, Streptophyta, Magnoliopsida, Fagales, Juglandaceae. Bases 96 to 2723 code for a protein of 875 amino acids. The transcript is spliced from 8 exons. Gene Ontology annotation, molecular function: carbohydrate binding; hydrolase activity, hydrolyzing O-glycosyl compounds. The record is from RefSeq and is a predicted model, not a curated record. Gene Ontology annotation, biological process: carbohydrate metabolic process.